AAGUGGGCACUGUAGCUGAAAGUGAGUCUUUCUUCGCUGCUUAAUUCACUGCGUGCAUACAUAAACCCUCGUUGGACCAGCUCACUGUAGCCAGUUGUCUGGCCAAUUCCUGUGCGACAGACGGAUUUUGGCUUCCUUUCAUUCACUUCUUUUCUUUCAAUCCCCCUCCGCUGACUUUCUUGCCUCUCUUCUCUUUGUCUUCGCUCUUCCUCUUCCUCCUCUACACUCCUCUCUCUUCAUUCUUCUAAUACAGAGACUACUCUAACAGACCGGCAAAAUGGUGCCCCCUGCGAUUGUGCCCACCCUAGAGACCGCGGCCGAUGUGAUCGCUCGCACGAGGAACACGGCAUUCCCCCCGAACCUUCUCCCUCUGACGGCUUCGAUUCCUGCGGACCUUUUGACUCCUACCUUGGCAUACUUGAAGAUCUCGGAGAAAUCGAAAUUGUCGUUCCUUUACGAGAGUGCCGCGACUACGGAGACUAUUGGAAGAUACAGUUUUGUUGGUGCAGACCCCCAUAAAGUCCUCAAGACCGGUCCUGGCCAUGGCCCCGCAUGCGAUCCUCUUCCUGCCUUGGAGAGCGAACUCUCCCAAUACCGUGUUGCGACAGUCCCUGGCUUGGUCUUGCCGCCUCUCACCGGGGGAGCCAUCGGUUACGUGGGGUACGAUUGUGUGAAGUACUUCGAGCCCAAGACGGAGCGGCCGCUUAAGGAUGUGCUGGGCAUUCCGGAAUCGUUCUUUAUGAUGUACAACACCAUGGUCGCCUUUGACCACUUCUUCCAGGUUGUCAAGGUUAUCACUUUUAUCUCGAUCCCGACCUCCGAUGCCGAGCUGGAAGCCGAAUACCGCAAGGGUGCAGAGGCCAUUCAGCGUACCAUUGAUACCCUUCUUCAGCCCGAAUACCCUCUGCCUCCGCAGGGUCCGAUUAUUCCGGACCAGGAAUAUACGUCUAACAUUGGUCGUGAGGGCUACGAGAGCCAUGUGACGAAGCUUAAGAAGCAUAUCGGCAAGGGUGACAUCUUUCAGACGGUGCCAUCGCAGCGGUUGUCACGUCCUACUUCUCUUCAUCCUUUCAACCUUUUUCGCCAUCUUCGCACUGUCAACCCUUCGCCGUACCUGUUCUACAUCGACUGCGAGGCAUUCCAGCUUGUGGGAGCCAGUCCGGAACUGUUGGCCAAGGAGGAGAAGGGUCGCAUCAUCUCGCACCCGAUUGCAGGCACAGUGAAGCGCGGCAAGACCGUCGAGGAAGAUGAGGCGCUGGCGGACGAGCUGCGCGGAAGUCUGAAGGACCGUGCCGAGCACGUCAUGCUGGUCGACCUGGCGCGCAACGAUGUCAACCGGGUGUGUGACCCAAUGAGCACACAGGUGGACCGUCUGAUGGUUGUCGAGAAGUUCUCGCAUGUGCAGCAUCUGGUGUCGCAGGUGUCGGGUGUGCUACGACCUGAGAAGACGCGCUUCGACGCCUUCCGCUCCAUCUUCCCGGCAGGAACCGUGUCCGGAGCCCCCAAGGUGCGCGCGAUGCAGCUGAUUGCAGAACUGGAAGGCGAGAAGCGCGGAGUCUACGCGGGAGCCGUGGGAUACUUUGGAUUCAACAUGUCCAGCACGGACGGCUCGAAGGAGUUGCCUGGCGCGAUGGACACGUGCAUUGCGCUGCGGACGAUGAUGCUGAAGGACGGUGUCGCGUAUCUCCAAGCUGGAGGUGGUAUUGUGUUCGACUCUGACCCGUACGACGAGUACGUGGAGACGUUGAACAAGCUGGGAGCUAAUAUCCAGUGCAUCAAGGGGGCGGAAGCGAAGUAUUUGAGCUUGGAGCGGGAGGCAUAGUCCUAUCUCUCUUGUUUUGGUAUUGCAUGUUGGUUAUGUUUUCUAGUUACUUCUGCUACGUCUGAAUAUGUGAAAUGAUGGAUAUGAAUAAAUACAGAGAGUAUGCUACUGUACAACUGUGGCGGUGCAGGGUCAAAGCGGUGACGUAGGAGAGGACCCUUUUCCUUUCUGACAGUCAGUUUAUUCUAGGUUACGCGGCCUUCGCCACGAUUCAACGGUAUGGCAUUGGGC
Messenger RNA from Aspergillus glaucus CBS 516.65, 2053 nucleotides. It is a transcript of the gene trpE, whose product is annotated as anthranilate synthase TRP2. The record is from RefSeq and is a predicted model, not a curated record. NCBI's taxonomy places the organism in Eukaryota, Fungi, Ascomycota, Eurotiomycetes, Eurotiales, Aspergillaceae. Gene Ontology annotation, biological process: L-tryptophan biosynthetic process. The transcript is spliced from 4 exons. Gene Ontology annotation, molecular function: anthranilate synthase activity. The coding region runs from base 278 to 1822 and encodes 514 amino acids.